AAUUAAAUCGACUAAGGAAAAAUCGAUGCACACUACGUUUUAACGAUCCGUCAUCAUCGUCGAUCUCGCAGGAGAGGAGAAGAUCCCAUUGCGGUUUUGUUGCUCUUCCUGCAUUCUUCCUCUUCUUUCUACCGGUUUGUUUGUGAAAAAGAAGAAAAAGGAGUUUUUUCUUGUGUGGGUAAAAGAGUGAGACCGCAGGUGAAUUUUAGUGCUGUCUAAAUGUUCCUUCCUGCGAGUGUUACCGAGAAGUUUGUCGGUACUUGGCCGCAGUUGUUGGCCGCAGUAUCAGGAACACUGUCAUGCAUAUCAGACGGCAUGCAAUACGGCUGGACCGCACCAGCGAUUCCAAAACUGUUAUCCGAACACAGUCCUGUAAAAGUGACCUCGGAUCAAGCAGAAUGGCUGGAGACGAUCUUAAUGCUCGGGGCAUGCUGCGGAUUACCGUUGACCAUGUACCUGGUGGACAAAAUCGGCAGAAAAGCCUCAUUAUUAGGAUCCUCGAUGUUGACCUUAAGUUCCUGGAUCAUCAUAGCUGUCGCACCCAGCGUCGGAUACAUUUACUUAGCGCGAUUCUUAGCCGGAUUAGCUGGAGACACAGCGUUCGUAGCUGCGCCCAUGUACAUAGCUGAGGUGGCCGAUCAGAAAAUUCGCGGGUUUCUUUCGAGCAUUAUUUACUUGAUGAUGCUCGCCGGGGUACUGCUGGUUUACUGCGUAGCCCCGUUUGUACCCAUAUGGGUACCUUGUGUCAUUGGUAUCUGCUUCAACGCGUUAACCCUCGCCACCUUUCCAUUCAUGCCCGAAUCCCCUUACUACCUCCUCUACAAGAACCAACCGGGGGCGGCCAAACUGGCCCUGCGCAAACUCCGACCUGACGGAAACCCGGAAUCGGAAAUCCAAGAGAUUUCCGCCGCUGUAGAGCGUCAAAAGAGCGAAAAGGGCCGCCCCCGCGACCUGAUUUCCGUCCCCAGUAACCUUAGAGCCCUCGUGAUCAUGGUGUGGUUGAACGGAUCUCAGCACAUGAGCGGCAUCUCCGUGAUGUUGAUGAACCUGCACUCGAUCCUGGAAGAAGCGGGGGCGGUACACAUCCGGUCAUCCACGGCCGCCAUCGUGUUCUCGGCCCUGAUGUUCGGUGCCGCCCUCACCGCCUCUUUGGCCAUCGACAACUUCGGGCGGCGGCUACUGUUGAUCACCUCGGGGGUGUUCGCCGGGGUGAGUUUAGGGGUGAUCGGUGGGUUUUUCGCCGUGAAGGGUGCGGGGUACGAGGUGGGGGCGGUGAGUUGGGUGGUGCCGGGGGCGGUGAUGUGCUACGCGGCCGCUUUUAAGUUCGGUUUAGGUUUGGUACCGAUCGUGCUCACCGCGGAGCUGUUUCCCGCUAAAUUGAAGGCGGUCGGAAUGACGAUAUCCGACGCUUGUUACGUGGGGUUUUCGGUGAUCAGUUUGCAGGUGUAUCAUCAGUUGAGGCGUCUGUUUGGGAUUCAGGUGCCGUUUUUUGUUUUCGCUUUUUGGUGCUUUUUGACGGUCGGGUUCGCGGUGUGGUACGUUCCGGAGACGAAAGGGAGGAGUCUGGAGGAGAUUCAGUUCAUUUUGAAGGGCGAGGGGGGUAGAAAGGGUGAGGGCCAGGGGGGGUGUAAGAAUGAAGCAUAUGCGGCCUGA
This is a messenger RNA of Anthonomus grandis grandis, 1653 nucleotides long. RefSeq names its product solute carrier family 2, facilitated glucose transporter member 8-like. The transcript has 4 exons. Lineage: Eukaryota; Metazoa; Arthropoda; Insecta; Coleoptera; Curculionidae. Gene Ontology annotation, biological process: transmembrane transport. The record is from RefSeq and is a predicted model, not a curated record. Gene Ontology annotation, cellular component: membrane. Gene Ontology annotation, molecular function: transmembrane transporter activity. Bases 220 to 1653 code for a protein of 477 amino acids.